Molecule: messenger RNA, 1245 nt
Organism: Mollisia scopiformis
Lineage: Eukaryota; Fungi; Ascomycota; Leotiomycetes; Helotiales; Mollisiaceae
Product: putative proline racemase
Exons: 1
Coding region: 1-1245 (414 amino acids)
Molecular function (GO): hydro-lyase activity
Source: RefSeq, a predicted model, not a curated record
AUGGACGUCUUCAGUAGUCUGCCAACUUCAAACGAGCACAUCAAAUGUGUCGAUAUGCACACCUCCGGCGGUCCAGUCCGAAUACCAAUCCAAGGACUUCCAAACCUCACAGGAACACUUCUCGGACAAAAGAGCCAGGCUUCACUACCAGAAAACGACUACAUCAGACGAAGACUACUCCUCGAGCCUCGAGGCCACGAUGGCAUGUAUGGAGGUAUCCUCCGGAAAGACACCGAGCUCACGAAGUCUGGCGUCGCCGACAUAGGAAUCCUGUACAUCCACUCUGGCGGAUACUCUAUGAUGUGCGGCCAUGUUACUCUGGGGGUUUCACGUUUCUUGAUAGAUACGCAUGACCCGGAAGUAUUUCCGAACCGCGAGAAAUUGAGAUUUGACACGAAGAGUUUGACAACGGAGUUGAGGUUGCAUGCGCCUUGUGGUCUUCUUAGGAUCACUGUUCCUACGAUGCCGGACGGGAAGAGUUCAGAUCCUAACCGAGAUGUAUCAUUCUUGUCCGUUCCCUCGUUUGCAGCUGGUCUUGACAUUGAAGUUCCGAUUGAGACGAUCAGGAAGUGGACAGAGUUGGGAACUCGAUCAUCUAUUGUAGUAGAUAUCAGUUUCAGUGGAGCAUUCUUUGCCAUCGUCUCGGCUCAAGAACUUGGCUUUGCAAAUGGGGUUAAAGAUAUCAGAAACCUGGAGGAACUUUGGCCAGUGGUAAAUACCAUCAGAGACACAAUAUCAACCGCACCAGAGCUGAGCGCGUACACCUAUCUACCUACGUCUCCGGAGCCAGUUUUGGUUAACGGUGUAAUUAUCAGAGACUCGACAAUUGGCCAAACGCGUGAGGACGUUUCGGGGGCUGAGGUAGGAAUUGUGUUUGUGGAGAAUGCGAUUGAUCGUUCGCCAUGUGGUUCUGGUACUGCUGCACGUGUUGCAUUGGCUUACGCUAAAGGCGAGAGAAAGAUCGGAGAGAGGUGGGCAUACCACUCUAUGCUCUCUUUGACUAGUGAUGGCCAAGGACCAUUCGUGGGCAGCCCAGAAGAGGAAAUUGUGAUCCCUGGUGGAAAAGGAGUCGGAGCGAGAGGUGUGGUUGUUAGGACUGAGGGAAGGGCUUAUUACACCGGUGCAAGUAUUUUUGUCCUAGAGGACAUAGAUAAGAUUUCUAGGAGUGGGUUCAAAAUUAUGGAGUUGUCCAAAGCUCUCGCGGGAACAAGGAGAACUCAACAUGCGCAAGAGCCUGGAACUUAA